Messenger RNA from Bombyx mandarina (wild silkworm), 753 nucleotides. RefSeq names its product cuticular protein RR-2 motif 69 (gene CPR69). Lineage: Eukaryota; Metazoa; Arthropoda; Insecta; Lepidoptera; Bombycidae. Gene Ontology annotation, cellular component: extracellular matrix. The record is from RefSeq and is a predicted model, not a curated record.
UCUAGUGUGUGUCGUCGAAGAAAGCACUAAUUUGACUUGUGAAACGUAACAUGUAGCGCAAGAGUCAUCGCGUAAUUCGUAGCACUUUCUUCAAUGAGCCAUGCGGUAUUGGUAUCACGUCCCGAGUUACGUAGUGAACGAUAUAUAACGCGAGCGCGCCCCAGGAUAUGCACAUUCCACAUCGAGGACCGUGAAGAUCCAAACUCAAACGAACAGCCAUGGACUCCAAGAUUGUAGUAUUCAUCUGUUUAGUAGGCGUGGCAAGUGCAAGUGUUAUCGCACCUGUACCUGUCGCCCGUGUAGAUCCCCUCCCGCAGUACUCCUACGGAUAUGACGUUCAGGAUACUCUCACUGGAGAUUUCAAAGGACAUCAAGAAAACAGGAAUGGCGAUCUCGUGACUGGAUCUUAUUCGGUUGUCGACCCUGAUGGCACUAGGAGGAUCGUGGAUUAUACAGCUGACCCCUUAAAUGGAUUCAACGCGGUAGUCCGCCGCGAGCCCUUGGUGGUAGCCGCUCCUGCUAGAGUGGUCGCUCCCGCUCCAAUCGUGGCCCCUGCCCCUGUGGUGGCCCCGGCGCGCGUGUUCGCGUCAGCUCCCAUUGUGGCACCGGGUCCUUACUACGCGCGUGCACCUUUUGCACCUGCACCACUCCUAGCCCCUAGACUACCAGCGCCUGUGUAUUUCUAGAUGAAUUUUACAAUUUUGUUGUUGCUGUUUGUACAUAAUAUUUUUAAACUCUUUUUAUGAUUGUUAU